AUGGUGAUUCGGGGGAAGCAGCCCAGCUGCAGUGAACUGUUCCUGCUGUGCCUUUUUCUGGGGCUGUUGUUGGAAGCUUGGGCCGGGAAGAUCCAAUACAUGGUGCCAGAAGAGACAGACAAAGCAUUCUUUGUGGGCAACAUCGCCAAAGACCUGGGGUUACAACCUCAGGAGCUCACGGAGCACAGAGUUCGCAUCAUCUCCAGAGGUAGGACACAGCUUUUUGCUCUGAAUCAUCGAAGUGGCAGCUUGGUCACAGCGGGCAGGAUAGACCGGGAGGAGCUCUGUGCUCAGAGUGUGCGGUGUCUGGUGAGUUUUAACAUCUUGGUAGAGGAUAAAAUGAAGCUUUACCCUGUUGAAGUGGAAAUAAUUGAUAUUAAUGACAACACUCCCCAAUUUCAGUUAGAGGAAGUAGAAUUUAAAAUGAAUGAAAUAACUACUCCAGGUACCAGGAUCCCUCUGCCUUUUGGGCAAGACCUUGAUGUUGGUAUGAAUUCACUGCAGAACUACCAGCUAAGCUCCAACCCUCAUUUCUCCCUGGAUGUUCAGCAGGGAUCUGAUGGAUCCCGAUACCCAGAGAUGGUGCUACAGAGUCCCCUGGAUAGGGAAGAAGAAGCUGUGCACCACCUCGUCCUCACCGCCUCUGAUGGGGGCAACCCAGUCCGUUCAGGAACCCUCCGCAUUCAUGUUCAGGUGGUAGAUGCAAAUGACAACCCUCCAGCAUUUACUCAAGCACAGUACCACAUGAGUGUCCCGGAAAAUGUGCCACCGGGCACUCGGCUGCUUACGGUAAAAGCUACUGACCCAGAUGAAGGAGCCAAUGGGGAAGUAACAUACUCAUUUCACAAUAUAGACCAGAAAAUAGCCCAGAUAUUUCAAUUGGAUUCUGAUACAGGAGAAAUAUCAAAUAAAGAAUCCCUGGAUUUUGAAGAAUACAAAAUUUAUCCAAUGGAAAUUCAAGCUCAGGAUGGUGCAGGCCUCAUGGCCAGAGCUAAGGUGCUAGUCAAAGUUCUGGACAUAAAUGAUAAUGCCCCAGAGGUAACCAUGACAUCUGUCACCACUGCAGUCCCAGAAAACUUUCCUCCUGGAACUAUCAUUGCUCUUAUCAGUGUGCAUGACCAAGACUCUGGAGACAAUGGUGACACUACAUGUUCCAUUCCUGAAAAUCUACCCUUUAAAUUAGAAAAGUUAGAUGAUAAUUAUUACCAUUUAGUGACAGAAAGAACACUGGACAGAGAACUUACCUCCAGGUACAACAUCACAGUAACAGCAACAGAUAAGGGAAUUCCAAUUCUAUCUACGGAAACCCACAUUUCACUGAAAGUGACAGAUAUCAACGACAACCCCCCUUGUUUUCCCCAGGAUUCCUACUCUGUCUUCAUUCCGGAAAACAAUCCCAGAGGUGCCUCCAUCUUCUCCUUGACAGCUCAGGAUGCUGACACCAAUGAGAAUGCACUAGUCACUUACUCCUUGGCAGAGGACACCAUUCAGGGGGCGCCUCUAUCCUCCUACAUUUCCAUCAACUCAGACACUGGCAUUUUAUAUGCCCUGCGAUCCUUCGAUUAUGAAGAGUUCCGGGACCUUCAUCUGAGAGUGAUGGCGUAUGACAAUGGGGAUCCCCGACUCAGCAGCAAUGUGUCGCUGAGCCUGUUUGUGCUGGACCAGAACGACAAUACGCCAGAAAUCCUGUACCCAGCGCUCCCCACCGACGGUUCCACAGGCGUGGAGCUGGCGCCCCGAUCCUCAGAGCCCGGAUACCUGGUGACCAAGGUGGUGGCGGUGGACAGAGACUCUGGCCAGAACGCCUGGCUGUCCUACCGUCUACUCAAGGCCAGCGAGCCAGGGCUCUUCACGGUGGGGCUGCACUCGGGCGAGGUGCGCACUGCACGGGCCCUGCUGGACAGAGAUGCACUCAAGCAGAGCCUGGUGGUGGCUGUGCAAGACCACGGCCAACCCCCUCUCUCGGCCACCGUCACGCUCACCGUGGCCGUAGCUGACAACAUCCCAGCUGUCCUGGCAGACCUGGGCAGUCUCGAGCCCUCAGCGGACCCUGACUCUUCAGGCCUCACGCUGUACCUGGUGGUGGCGGUGGCUGUAGUCUCCUGCAUCUUUCUGGCCUUUGUGAUCGUGCUGCUGGGACUCAGGCUGAGGCGCUGGCACUCGCCCCUUUUGCUUCAGGCUGCGGGGGUUGGAUUGGCUGGCGUGCCAGCCUCGCACUUUGUGGGCGUGGACGGGGUGGGGGCUUUCCUGCAGACCUAUUCCCAGGAGGUCUCCCUCAGGGCGGACGCCCGGGAGAGUCACGUGAUCUUCCCCCAGCCCAACUAUGCCGACACGCUCCUCAGCCAGGAAAGCUGUGGGAAAAGCGAGCCUCUGCUGAUAACUCAGGAUUUACUUGAAGGCAAAAAGGAAGCAUUUUCUCAGGUAAACGUUUUGUAAAUUUAUCUAGGUAAAAAUGAUUACAGAGUUUACUUACCUUUCACUUUUUACUAACAGUUCUAUUUCCCACAUAGCUUUGUAGAUUUCUGUUUACAAAUUCUGGGAAAUUAUCAUUGUGUGUUUAUAUCCAGGUAUAAUUAUAAUUGCUAUUUCAUUGAAAAGGA
This is a messenger RNA of Panthera uncia (snow leopard), 2600 nucleotides long. RefSeq names its product protocadherin gamma-A1-like. The transcript has a single exon. Gene Ontology annotation, biological process: homophilic cell-cell adhesion. Gene Ontology annotation, cellular component: plasma membrane. The record is from RefSeq and is a predicted model, not a curated record. Bases 1 to 2436 code for a protein of 811 amino acids. NCBI's taxonomy places the organism in Eukaryota, Metazoa, Chordata, Mammalia, Carnivora, Felidae. Gene Ontology annotation, molecular function: calcium ion binding.